Messenger RNA from Podospora pseudopauciseta, 3132 nucleotides. RefSeq lists its product as uncharacterized. Gene Ontology annotation, molecular function: protein binding; serine-type endopeptidase activity. The record is from RefSeq and is a predicted model, not a curated record. The transcript has 3 exons. Gene Ontology annotation, biological process: proteolysis. The coding region runs from base 1 to 3132 and encodes 1043 amino acids. NCBI's taxonomy places the organism in Eukaryota, Fungi, Ascomycota, Sordariomycetes, Sordariales, Podosporaceae.
AUGAUGACUCUAACCACCCAAGACCCUCCACCUGCCCAGAGUGUUGAAGUUGACGACAGCGACGAGGAGUACGACGACGGACCGGCCCACAACCCCUUCCAUUCAUUUGCGAUCAUUCAAAAAGACCCAACAAAAGAAGCGUUUGACCAGAUUCUCGCUGAUGCUGAAUCCAAUAAGCUGAGAUUGGGCGACAAAGCGGGCAGAGAAGCCUUCAAGCAGAAGUAUCAGCAGUACUUUGAAGGGCGUGUUGCACCGGAAAAUCAAACACUCCUCCACCUUGUUGCCAACAGAGUGGGCCACAGAGCCCUCACCCUGCUUCUUAUCAAGAACAGCCCACAGCUUCUCUCCGUGGCCGACGACAAUGGCAAAACACCUCUCUGGAUUGCCAUCACCAGGAAAAACGAAAUUGUCUUGCGCGCCAUCGUGGAAAAGUUCAGCGGAGAUUUGGACAGCCUGCUAGCUAGAACAUGCGACCACGGCAGAAACAGCAUCCAUGCUGCCAUAAUCCAGAAUCUCCCCGAACAACAUACUUUGAAUCUUAUACAGAGAGCCUCCAAGGGCACUCUUUGCGCCGGAGACUAUGAUGGCCUGACUCCCUUGCAUCUUGCCAUUCAGUACGACCGCUGUUCUGCUAGCCAGCAGCGGAUUGUUGAGGCUUUGCUGCAAAGAGCAGAUGAAUGCUUGGACCAGUUCACUAUCAAUCCCUCACAACUGUCUGUCUACGAAUAUCACUACUAUACACGGGCGGAUGCUGAACGAAAAACGGGCUUGCUGGCGGGCCAGGCUGGUGAGCCGAACGGGACCUCUCAAUCUUCAAAUCAGAACCGGGGAAAAUCUCCGUCUGGUCGAGUCGGUCAUCUUCCAGAUAACGUACCUCACUUGCACAAUGUGGAAAAUUCUCGGGGCCGCACGACAAACCAUGCCCCCGGCAAGAAGGGGGGCGAUGUUGAACCUCAGCGAGGACGAGAGGCGAUCCGUGAACAGUCCAAUGCCCCAUCAACAAGAAAUAUGGACCCACCUCCGCCGGGACCUAUCAAUGGAGUUAAACGUGAUGUGAACAGGGAGUGGGCAGACAGGAUCAUCCAGGGUAUCAAACUGCAUUACCUUCGGUCCACGUUCCAGACACCAGAUCGUCCUCAACCGCGAGAUCAGAGCCAGGCACUGCGAUUUCUCCACGGGUCCAACAUCCAGGAUUGGAACUUGUAUUUUGAUUACUCCAAAGCAGCUUCACCAGUCACCCGCAAGAACUUUGAACAGAGCUUCGCUCAUAUGCGUUUUGACAGCGUCCUAAGAUAUGUCGCCUUCAACAAGAUCGAGCUGGACAGCCCCGGAAACAACACCAGCAAACUCCACGCCAAACGUCUUGCACAGCAGCCAAAGCCUGGCCGCGGCCGGGUGGACCUCGUCUUCUUUUUCAACUGGCUUCGGGAGAAGUCUGUCAAGCAUAUCCUCAAGGUCGUGGUCGACGAUUGGCCCGAAAGACCUCACAGUGACAAGGCCAUAGAAGACUCCCUGAAGCACUUUGAGAUUGAGAGUCUCGAGUGGCGGAAAUCGGACAUCUGUCCCGAAACACUUUUUGUCGCCUGUCAACAUGUCCGCCAUCUGCACUUGUGGUGGAGUGGAAACAGGGCUGUCCUGCGGGCAUGGAGCGAACCGGAUGGGUUGGUGAGGCUUGAGAAACUCAAGACUAUCCACUUGUUGUGGAAUUCCGCGGAAGUCCUAGAGCCAGCUGACCGCAUCCAAUCUUACGUGGAGGACUUCAAGCGCCGGUUACGAAAAGCCGUCCGGAAUUAUGAGCUGGAGAAGCAAGGUAUAACUACUGCUGCUCGACCGCAGAAUGACAAGGCUGUUCCCGUUCCUGGGAUUCGCCGGACUGUUACCGGAGACCGUCCCGCCAUGGAUGGGCCUGUUCGGACAAUCACUGUUGAGACCAUCGAGGAGAACUUUUCGCGGGGGGAGAGUGGCUCAUCUUCCGGCACCCGCGCUAAGCCCAUGCGUGUAGCAAACCAGAGGAAUCUGUCUGCCCACAAGUGGCUCAACUGCAUGGACGCCUUUGCCGAUGGGAUCCAAGGUGUCGAGGUGCCUCCAACUCAGCACAAACUACUGCUAAAAGACAUCACUGUUGCUCUGAUUGAUGAUGGAGUUAAUAUCGAUACUUCCUCUAUCGGGGGUAAAGUCAUUGGCGGAGCGACCUUUGACCCUGGCGAACCUGAUGAGAACGGCCCAAGCCCCUAUUUUAUCUCUGCCAGCGGCCACGGCACCGUCAUGGCGGAUAUGAUUUGCCGGGUUUGUCCAACCGCCAAACUCUACGUCUUCAAGCUGGAAACACACCUCUCCCCGGACUCCCUAGUCGAUGGGCAGACUCACAACCAGAUCGUAGCCAGAAGCGCCACCCAGUCCGUCGACGCCGCCGUCGCCCGCGGGGUAGACAUAAUCUCCAUUUCCUGGACUGUGAAAAAGCCCAAAGAACGCGAGCGCGACGCCGACCUCAAAGACCUCGGAGAUGCCAUCAAGCGCGCUCUCGACGCCGGCAUCCUCGUCUUCUGCGCGGCAGGCGACGCAGGGAACUUCUCUGACGAGGAGUACCCUUACGAGUUUGAUCGUAGCCGCAUCAUUAGAAUUGGUGCCGCUACCGACGAUGGCAGACCCUGGGAGAGGUCGGGUGACACCCACAAUUUGAAUUUUAUCUUUCCGGGGUGUUCGGUUGUUUCACGGCAUGAGACGAUUAAUAGUAGUAUACCGAGUCAUUUCCAGGAGAACACGGGGAGCUCGGUUGCUACGGCUUUGGCGGCGGGGUUGGCGGCGCUGGUGUUGCAUGUUGUUAGGUUGGCUGCGAUAUUUGGGGAGAAUGAGAGGGAGAGGGUGAAGAGUGGUGGGGGGGGUACGGCGGUGAAUGGGGUUGGGUCAGGGGCGGCAGGGCCGGUGGUGGAGGCGGGGAGAUUGGCGAGUUUGAAGGAUCAUAGAAACAUGAAGUUGGUUUUUCAGAAGAUGGGGGUGGAUAGGGAGAUUGGGAAGUUUAUUGAGGUGUGGGAGUAUUUUGAGGGGCCGACGGAGGGGUUGAGGAUGGGGGGGAAGGCGCCAGAGGUGGUGACGGGAUUGGCAGUGAGGUUUGUUUCUUCGAUGAAGCUUUGA